AGGCGAUCUUCAGUAGGCUCGAACUUGCAGAACUCGUUGAGGAGGAUGGCGACAGCCGAAAGCUGCUGGCAGAACCUGGGGAGCUCAUGGAGCCCAAGCGAUUCUGCUGGUCAGGCCCUGCAGCGGCGCUUUCGGCCCUGUUUUUGGUGGCAGUCGCCGGGGUUGCUUGGUAUGUGGCCCUGCCCUCACAUUCAGAGGUCUCACCUGCUAUGAUGCAGAUGAAAGUGGCGAAGCACGCCUGCAUGGCUCAGUGCCCAAAGCCGCGGCGACUGAAGGAGAAAGAGGAGCCAGAUCCCGCCAUUGCGCUGGAGAAUUGCAUGGAGAAAUGCCCGAGCUCGGGGUUCAUGGCCGCGGUGGAGUUCGAGGGCUGCAAAGCAGCCUGUGAAAGCAAACACCCACAGUCAGGCAAAAUGGCCAAGAUGCCGGCUGGGGGUCCUCCAAUGGAAGCAUGCAAGCAGAAGUGCGCGGAUGGAAUCAGCGGAAAUUUCUGGCGUGUAAGGUUGCAGCGAUGUGCAAACCAAUGUGCAAUCACCACGGCAGCACAAGAGGUGAUGGACCAGAUGAAGUACAACAUCUCUUCGCCAGAGCUGCGAGAUCUCGAAACCGAGGUGGUCAGCGUGCUGAAGAAGAGGAUCACGUUCAAGAAGCGCCCUGAUGAUCACCCCUUUAGCUUUUUGAUCUACCAGUGCAAGAGCAAAACGGAGGACGCGUUGGCCAAAGCUCUGGGGAUCCCAGAUGGCCAUGCCAAGCCAUCCGUGAUCAUGAGGCC
Messenger RNA from Cladocopium goreaui, 769 nucleotides. Lineage: Eukaryota; Dinophyceae; Suessiales; Symbiodiniaceae. The record is from the annotation of a GenBank genome assembly.